AUGCCAGGCAAGAGAAAGCUUCCGUAUUCGGAUCUUGAGUUUACGCUCAAGAGAGUGUUCAAGAAACCUGGUUUUCGACCUCUUCAGCGUGAAGUUAUUACGGCUACAUUGGAGGGCGAAGAUGUGUUUUUGCAGGCUGCAACUUCGUUUGGAAAGAGCUUGUGCUAUCAGCUUCCGGGUGUUGUUGACUUUGGAAUUACAAUUGUAAUCUCUCCGCUUUUGGCCCUCAUGAACAACCAAGUCGCUUCUAUGCGAAAUGCCAAAAUCAGAGUCGAAACUAUCAACAGCACCACACCACAUGCCGACAAGAAAAGAAUUAUUGAAGACCUCCAAUGCGGACACCCUCUCACUCGACUUCUCUAUGUUACCCCGGAGUACUGCCAACUAGACUCAUUCCGCAAGAUCCUCCGAGUAAUCCACUCCCAGCGGGAACUUGCCCGCAUAGCAGUCGACGAAGCCCACUGCGUCAGCGAAUGGGGCCACGACUUCCGGCCCUCCUUCCAGCAGCUUUCCUUCUUCAAGACCGAGUUCCCAGACGUGCCCAUAAUAUGCCUGACCGCAACAGCCACGGCCCGCGUCCGAGACGACAUCAUAAAAACGCUCGCCCUCGACGCCUCCAAGAUGAAAAUGUUCCGCAUGACCACCAGCCGGCCAAACCUCCACUACGAAGUCCGCUUCAAAUCCGACGAACAAGACCACUACUCCGACUUCCUCGCCUGGAUCAAAGCCGCCCACGCCCGCCGCGCCGCAAACCCCGCCCGCGCCUCCCAGCUCGCAGGCCAGAACCAGCGCCCCGACAACGUCCCCGGCAUCAUCUACACGCUCUUCCGCAAGGACUGCGAGUCGCUCGCCGCGCGCCUGCGUGCAGACGGCAUAGGCGCAAAACCGUACCACGCGGGGCUCCCGCACGCAGAGCGCGCCGACGCGCUCUCAGGCUGGGUAGCCAACAAGCCCGGCUACGACGUCGUCGUCGCCACCACCGCGUUCGGCAUGGGCAUCGACAAGGAAAACGUCCGCUUCGUCGUGCACUGGCAGAUCCCAAAGUCGUUCGAGGGCUUCUACCAGGAAGCCGGGCGCGCGGGUCGCGACGGCAAAGCAAGCGUAUGCAUCCUGUACUACGGGCGCGAGGACCGGGAUCGCGCCGCCACGCUGAUGGCGAGAGAUCAGGCCAGGCAGCCGAGUAAAGGUGCGGGCGUUGCUGCUCAACGCGCUACUAUGAUUAAUCGCGCGAAGAGCUUGCAGGCCCUGGUCGCGUACUGCGAGGCUACGGAUAAAUGCCGACAUCGCGUUAUUGCGCAGUAUUUUGCCGAUGAGGAGGUGCCCGAGUGUGACUUUGCGUGCGAUUGGUGUAAGGAUGCGGUUGCGCUUGUUAGGCGGAGGGAGAGGGGGCUUGCGAGUGAGGAGUGGUGUAGUACGCAGAGGGAGAUGGGGAGGUUUGAUGGCGGGUAUGAUGAGUAUGAUUGA
This is a messenger RNA of Dothidotthia symphoricarpi CBS 119687, 1464 nucleotides long. RefSeq names its product ATP-dependent DNA helicase. Gene Ontology annotation, biological process: double-strand break repair via homologous recombination. Gene Ontology annotation, cellular component: chromosome; cytoplasm; RecQ family helicase-topoisomerase III complex. The transcript is spliced from 4 exons. The coding region runs from base 1 to 1464 and encodes 487 amino acids. Lineage: Eukaryota; Fungi; Ascomycota; Dothideomycetes; Pleosporales; Dothidotthiaceae. The record is from RefSeq and is a predicted model, not a curated record. Gene Ontology annotation, molecular function: ATP binding; 3'-5' DNA helicase activity; four-way junction helicase activity.